AUGCCUCAACGGGACUCCGUCUCCUACGGCACCAUGAUCACCGCUUAUUCCCACUCCGGCCACCACGACGACGCCCUGCACCUCUUCGAUCAAAUGCAGGCAGAUGGAUUCAUGCCGGAUAAUGCCUCCCUGGUUUCAUAUCUCUCCUCCUGCGCACAUGCUGGAGAAUUAAAUCGCGGCAAAGUUAUCCAUGAUCACAUUACCAGGAACAGAAUUGAGCUCACCGUCUCCCUGUUAACAGCCCUGGUUGACAUGUAUGCCAAAUGCGGCGCCAUCGAGGCUGCACUCGAGCUGUUUGACGGAAGUCCCAUUCGAAAUCUCUUCACCUGGAACUCCAUCAUAGUUGGUCUGGCAAUGCAUGGCUAUGGAGACCUUUCGUUAGCAUACUUCGAUAAGAUGGGAGCUGCUGGAGUUAAGCCGGACGGCAUCACUUUCGUGGGGGUUCUGGUGGCGUGCAGCCAUUCCGGGCUCGUGGAGACGGCAAAAAAGCUUUUUGGGGAGAUGGAGAGGGUGCAUGGAGUGAGGAUUGAGCUAAAGCAUUAUGGAUGCAUGGCAGAUUUGCUCGGCAGGGCCGGGAUGAUCGAGGAGGCGGUGGAGAUGAUCGAGGCGAUGCCGGAGAAAGGAGAUGGAUAUGUGUGGGGUGGUUUGCUCGCCGGCUGUCGAAUUCAUCGAGGGAAUGUCGAUGUUGCUGAGGUUGCGGCGAGGAAACUUCUGGAGAUCCGUCCGGGGGAUACCGGAGUUUAUUCGGCCAUGGCGAGGAUUUACGCCGACGAGAGGAGAUGGGACGAUGUGGAGCGGAUUGGAAGAAUCAUGGAUGCUGUGAAGGUGAAGAAGAAUGUUGGAUCCAGUUUGGUUCAGUUGUCUCCCACAGUUUAA
Phalaenopsis equestris is the source of this 876-nucleotide messenger RNA. RefSeq names its product pentatricopeptide repeat-containing protein At5g61800. The transcript has a single exon. Lineage: Eukaryota; Viridiplantae; Streptophyta; Magnoliopsida; Asparagales; Orchidaceae. Gene Ontology annotation, molecular function: RNA binding; protein binding. The coding region runs from base 1 to 876 and encodes 291 amino acids. Gene Ontology annotation, biological process: RNA modification. The record is from RefSeq and is a predicted model, not a curated record.